AGAAAUGAAGAAAUGGCAGAUGUUGGCGACUGGGCUGUGUUGCCCAGUGUGCUAAUCGUCGAAAUUUACAGUUAUCUGCCACAGGAAGAUAGACUUGCAGCUUCAGUCGUUUGUCGGCGAUGGAGGGCUUGUCUCUUCCACCCAUCACUGUGGUCCGAUGUUACGCUUGAGCUCAACUGUGGAGAGCGGCUUCGGAGCAACUUCCUUGCAAACAGAUGUGGUCGUUUCGUGAAACAAGCAGUCGUCAAAUUCAACUCGCGUAGCAUCACCGAAGUAAGGGAAUGCCUGCGAAUUCUUCAUAUUUUGUCAGAAAACAAAAAUCUUGAGAGCUUUUCGCUGCAGCCGUCAAGUUGUCACAUCGACUGGCCAGAUAAUGAGUUCUAUAUUAUUGACAGCUACUUGAACAGCAUUGAGAAGUUGAUCCGCACAGCGCGACACCUUUGCCAUUUCUCUAUGGGAUGUGUGGAGCAGCUAAUGAUCUAUGCUCCUGGAUUGCUUCCAACUUUAGCAAGGCGUCAUUCUCGGACUCUGCAGUCCCUGCACUUGGCUAAUGUCAAAGAAGACUCGGAGAGCUAUGACAUCAUGGACCUGAGCCCAACAGACUUGGCCCCUUUUUGCAAUCUUCAGAAUCUUAGCUUAGACUUUGACAACGUGACAGCUGAAUUGCUUCUCAGCCUUGCCAAACCUGGACGCAGCCCACUGAAGAAACUAGGAAUUCAUGUGCAUGGAGUAGAGCCUGACCACCCCCAUGUUGACAACGCCACCUGGCAACAAGUACGAGAGGCAUGUCCCCAGCUUGAAGUGACCCUGACAUUAGUGCACUCUUAUGAGGGUGUAGGUGCACUGCUAUCCAUCUUGCAGCCCUGCAUGCCAUUGGUGGCUCUGCGACAGUAUUUUUGCUCACGUGUAAAUGCUGCAGCUGUUUUCUUUCUGGGGAACCACAUGAGUGAUGAGAUCCAGUCACUAGAGAUCCUGGAGGGGAUGUCAUCAACAAACCCUGUCUACUAUGAGUCAUUUGCUCCAGAAGACCCAUUUGUUAUGCUUGCUUGGCGGUGCACCAAACUUAAGACACUUCGCCUAAUAGGUUUAGAAAUGUCAUCCAGUGACCUUAUUGCAAUUGCACGAUUGAGGGGCCCUCAUCUAGAACACUUUGAUAUACCAGUCAGCUGCAUAUCUCAUUCCAUGGUUGAUUCUGAUUGGGAAGGCAGCUAUGGAAGUUUGCCCCUUGUUGUUCUUGGUGAGGAGGUCAGACACUUUAGUCAGCAGGUAUCAGACAGUCUUGGUCGCGAGUGGUGGCCCCUUUCGGAUCGAGAACUGCCAAAUGCCAUCCUGAACAGUAGGGCAGAUGCAGAGAAAGCCUACAUGAGCAUCCUGCUUGCUGACCAGUAUCCCCCUACUUUAGUGAAACGUAAAAAGUAGUCACAUCUUGCUUAAGAAAUUUGUACCAACUUCAUCUUUUAGCUGUUUUGAAACCAAAAAUAGCAAGAUGAAAUAUUUAUGGAAUAAUUAGCCAACAGAUACAAAAGCUUUUACGAUUCAAAACAAAUCCCAUCUCAUUUUUAUGUCUAAGCAUAACGUCAUCUGUUAUUGUCUAGUGGUGAAGAAAUAGUACAUGUUGAACUUGUAAAUGUGGCUCUGACUCAUUGCAUGAACAAACAGUUUCAACGGUAGUAGACUGCACUAAGCUUACCAGAGUGCAGAUUAAGGACCAAACAUGAUGAAACAUCACGCACACUGUGUGAGACUGCUUCAGGCUAUGUUAGGAGAGAAGAAUGGCAUGUUUCAUUGCAGAAGAUCAUGAUAAAAAUUAGUCUCAUCAAUUGUUUCUUAAAUUGUUUGAUUUUCAAUAAUGUGAAGACAAGUUCCAAACAUGGGAGAUGCAGCAUCUGAUUAACAUAGAGCGUCGAUGGUUUUCACAAAAGCAGUAUUUUGAAGCAAAAAAGAAUGCUACCAUCCAUAAAAAAAAUAGCUUAUAGCGUUGUCUAGAAAGCAGCACUUUGUCCAACAGGUUUUUUUUUUUUUUUAUGGUGGUUGCUGUAAACUAAUCUGGCACCUUUAAUCUUUUGUUCAUCCUGUCUAGCGGACUAAUUUCUCUCAGGCCAUCUUGUUCUAGUCUGCAUUCUGUUUCCUAUAGAGUACAAACAUUUACCACACAAUGGCACUGAAAUAAAUGUUAUCAAGAUAGUGUCUUUUAAAUAUCUAAUGUUGUUUAUAAUUUUGCUGUCCACAUUAAUGUGAUUUUUCUUGGGUACAUGUUUUCACCACGGAGGUGUGUCUUUGUAUUAAUGACAGAUGUCAGAAAAUGAUGUUUGAUGUUUACUUGAAGUUUACUUAGAACAUGAUCCAAGAAAUGUUUUUGUUGUGAAACUUCUGUGCAGAGAUCUUUGUUGAGACAUUUCUGUUUGGUAUUUUGUGUUGUUGUUAACAAGCAGACCUCACCUAAAAUAGUUUAACUGGACUUCAGAUAUUUUGAUUGAAUUAUUUACUCCAUGAUUUUGCCUAAAUCCACCAUACUGGAAACCUAUAUUUUCUAUAUUUUGUCAGCUGUAUGCUGGAUAAGGUUGGGUGAUUUGGUUCAGGUUAACAAUAUCAGCGUUAAGGUGCACAGGAAAUAUUUAGACAAAGCUUUGUUAGUUGUUGAAUGAAAUCCAAAUAUAAAAUGCAAAAAUAUUCUUAACAGAACCAGAACACAAUUUAGCAGCCAGUUUACUGCUUUUCGUGUCUUUUUAAACCCAAAUACCCCAUCCCUUGAAGCAAAGGCCUCUCUCUUAGAGUGGGGUUUUCUACAUUUAAUUCCUUAAUUAAAUACUUGAUCUCUCUGUCAUUGUCUAUUAUAUGUAUGCACACAAAAUCAGUGCCAAGAAGAAAGAACACUAUUGCAUCGGUUUCUUUGAUAUGCACCAGCAUAAGAACAAUUGUGCAUACACCUCAUACAUAAACCUUCACACUUGAUGUGACAUCUCACAGUCACUGCACAACACGUUUCUCACAAGCAACAACUGCCAUGAGAUCUUUGGAUCAUGAGAAUAAAUGGCACCUUGGUGUAAGACAAUAUCAUUUUUACUUAGUUAUCUUUUGUCUUCAGGUAUUAAAGAUUGAGGUUUACAUAAAGACAUCUUUGUAAAUAUGUGUAGUAUCCAGAUGAUGGAAUUGUUGGUAAACGGCUUUGUGCUAAGUGUCUCUGUUGAUUGGUUAGUUGUUACUUGAUGUUAUCCAUGAUUAUUACUUGUAUCAGGUGGUCGGAUUAUUUCAAAACCUUUUACAUAAAUUGUAGACCAGCACUUAUAUCAGGUAUUGUGCACCUGUUUUUUGAGAAUCUUUGCCUUGUGAUUACAUUUUUUUAAAGGUCUCUUAGACUGAAAAUUGAUGAAGACAUGUUUUAAGUCUUGGUUUGUCCAAAUUCAGCACCACCUGGUGUUGGCAUUUCUUUACAGAUGCAAUCUACUAGUGCCAGAGUUGAGUUGGAUUGAGACAUUUUAAAUAUGAGUGCUGCAGCCCAACAGAUAUUCUGACUCCAGCCAUAUAGACUGAAUUUAAUUGUCUUCUGUGGAAUCUCUGACAAUCCAGCAUGCCAGGCAGAAAAUGUUAUAUUUUUUAUGAAUUUCUGGCAACACAAAGCUAGUCACCAAAAUUGUACAAACAAAUGUGGACUUUAUGAAAAUACAAAGCUCAAAAGAGUUCCCUUGGGAUCAUUACUGUGCAGCAUGCAGAGGAGAAGUGGAGAGACUUCAUCUGCAUUCUGCAUGAUUGUUACUGUCAGCAUCAAAAAAAGAAAUAUCCUCAGAAUGCAUUCACUUUUGAUGUUUUAAUCAUUCCAGUACCCUUACCAUUCAGCCCAGGUAUUUUGAAGGGCAUGGAGAACAUUUUUGUUUGGGGAAAAACCCAAGUCUGUGAUGAUGGCUAAAAGGAUGACAGGGGGAGCACUGCAUUUCGUUGUUGCCAUGAUGACAAGAACUGAGAGCUCCUAAUCUGCAAAUAUUAUUUGCAAAUUUGCUAUUGCUGCCUUACCAUACAUGUACAUAAUUCUGCCAAAGGGACCUCACACAUCUGAAGAAAUGUUAUCCGUAUUUGAAACUACAUUAUUCGUACUUGCCAGUCUACCCUGAAAUGGUGUUCUCGUUGGCUCUAGGUUCCCCCACUCUGUUGGACAACAUCAUAAAUAUUCAAACGCAUCAAGACCAAAGCAUUUUCUGUGAUAAUGUUCCAUGCUAGACGAAAAGCAUUUAUGAGUCAACACAACUGAUUCAUGAUAACAACAAGGAUGCUAUGCAUUCGGCACGAAGAAAAUUGUGUGGUUGGCAAGGUGAUGUGUUUGUCUUAAAAAUACCUAUCUGCAGGCAGACAGGUCACAUCAAGAAUUUUUUUAUAGAAAAAUGGAGGUAUUUGUUUGCUUGACGUGAGAAAUAUCUGAUUGAGAUCUUGGCGGAUGAAGAAUGGAAUGAGACUGCGGAUCACAGCGUGAAUAAUUAUGGUGUGUGUACCUUGCAUAUUUUAUAUUUGUGUUCACCAUUUUGCUUCCUGGACAAAACAUCUAGCCUUGAGGCAUUUACAUAUGUUUGAACAUGCCAGAGCUAUAUGUUCUCAUACAAAGUAAUAUUUUGUUGAUCCAGAAUCCCAUUACAAAGUGCAUGUCAGGCUGCUGGAGAAAGAUUUACUGAUUUACAUUGUUAGUUUUUGAUGUAACUUUGGAAAAAUGGAGAAAAAACAAGUUCCAUAACACCUCAUGGCACCUUAAAAUUUUCACUGUUCAGCUCGAUUAAUCAUUGGGGAGAGCUUUGAUGGUAAAAGAUAUAUUUAAAAUUCAGAUCUUUGUCAAUAAAGUAAUGCAAGAGAAAGGAUAUUGUGCUUUCAAACAGUCAUCUGUAUUUAUUUUUCUUUCCAAAUGAACUAUUUGAUGUGGUACAUACUAUAGAACUGUCAUCUCAAAUGCCAAAUUCUGUCAUUAGUGCAGAAAUAUAUUGCUAUGACACCAGCUUGCAUUUGCUCACUGGUAUGUUGUGAUGCCCUUAGAAAAAGGGAAAACUGUGUUUGCAAGAAAAUUACUUUGUAUAUGUUUGUGUAAAGUUUUGAAGAUGUAACAACAAAAAAUAUUUCCAAUAACACUUACAGCCUUUUUCUUUGAGUUUUCAUUUAACAGUUUGGUCAUCUGCAGUUCAUUACUGCUGGUCAUAUCCAGGCAGUAAUUAUUAUCAAUGCAGACAUCUCAGUCUACAGUCAAAGUUGACUUACAGCAUGCUCAUGUUCAUCAAAGAUGUUGAAAAUUGAAACUGUAGUACAGUGACUUAGUGCAAUCUAUUCUUUGAAAGAAAAGUUCUGCCUUCUGUCAAUCAUACUGCACAGCAGCAAGGCAAGAAAGUGUGAGUGCUGACUAUUCAAUAUUUAUCAUGACUGUGCCCUAAGUUUGCUGUUUAUGCCACAGUCUUUCAGUUCAGGAGCAAUGGUAAAAGAAAAUGAUCUUGAUGAUUUUCUCAGUAGUUAUGUGAGUGGCAGCAUGUGAAAGCCGGCAGUCAGAACUGACUUGUGGUGUAUAUUUUUGAUUAUAAUGGGAACAAGUUACGUGCCAUCUUUUCACAAUGCACAUGGCACGAGUCUAUUCUGGCAGUCUUUUCACCAUCAGUUCAACUGGAAAUUCAUCCCCUAAGUAUGUUUAGACAACAUUAGAUUGGUCUUUUUAAAAUUGCAUGUUAUUUCAAAAUUUGUAAGCUACUGAGAAGCUCAGGAUGCUUUAUGUGUGGUGGGUUAAACCUAAAGUGUAGCUUAUACUUAUAAGACACGUGAGUUAUUUUAGGUUGAUGAAAAGUAAAAUAUUGUUGGCUUGUAUCCUGUAAUGUUCAGGCUUUAUCGUACUAAACAGUGUUGUCUGUUGUGUCUGUUUUCUCCACAUUUUUGCAUGCUGUUGAAGUUUUUUCCCUUGCUGUUUUAAACUAAUAUUCACUUAGAACUAGCAAAGGGGAAGCAUCCCUUCUUUCACUUAAAUGCAUGUUUGUAUCAGUAUAUUUCCAUCAUUAGUAGAGACACUUCAUUCCUCAUGUUUUGUGAAGUUAACUGUAGCAUAACAUUACCUGACAAACAUUAAAAUGUAUAUGAUGCUGCUUAUCUGUUAAUCAUCUUCCACCCCACCCCCUUUUGCAUCCUGUCAUAUUUUUAAAUACACCUUAAAUGGAGAUAUCUCUUAUUGAGAUAUACAGGGGAAGUGGUAUUUGCUGUGAAUAAAUGCUUUCCUCUACCUUUUUUAAAAAAUGUCAGAUUAAGAGGAAAAAAAGAUUUCUGAUUACAGAGUAGACAGUGUAAUUACCAUGUUUGUGUACUAAAUAAAGUAUUGUAGUUGGCGACCAACACAGCUGUCUACAACAAGUACCAGCUGUCUGAUCAAAUGCGCUCAUUAAAACAAGCAUUGUCACUUGAAAAUAUUUAACAUUCUACAUUUGAUGUGGUUGUCUAGGUAGCAGGAAAACUGUCGUAAUUGAGUUUUUAGAUCAUAGGUGUUAUAAAUUUUAAUAGAAAUGUGAUGUUGAACUUUGAAACACUUUUUAAAAUUACUGAUGUUUUAUAUGUCUCGUCUCUGGCAGUGUUCAAGCCUGCCUAAAUAGACACUUAAUGGAGAAUGUUUAUAAGCAUGCAUUUUAACAUGAAACUGUUACAUAUGCUAGUAAUCGGGAAAUAGCAUGUAGACCAUUUCCCUCCCCCCAACCUUUAUUCAUGAACCCCAGUGGCUUAUCUCAAUAGUAGCAACUGCUUUGUGUUUGACAGGGUGUUCACAGGGUCACCAUCUAGAAAAAGUUAUGUGGUGUAGACAAGGGGAAAGAAAACUGACAUUUUGUGGAAUGCAAUUAAGGCAUUUUAGGAGUGGGAUUCAGAGUUCAUCAUAUGGGUGUUUUUGCAUAUACUCACACUCCUAUGGCUGAUACACUGGCUUUAGAGUUUAAAAAACUGGCAAAUUCUUUUACCACAAACCUAUCCUUUUUCAUAGCUUAUGAGUGUGGACAAUUAGAGAGGGAAAGCAGUGAUCUGAGAUUAGGGAAUUAAGGAGCAGAUUUAUUUAGAUUACUUUUCCUGGCAUUCUGGAGAGGAUUCUUUCCCCUCGUUUUUAACACAUCAACUUGGGGUUAAGAGUAGCAACAAAGUAGACAUAGUAAGAUCUGCUUUGAUGCAAAAUGCAUGCAUAUGUUAUUCCAUUUCCUUCUGAUAUAAAAAAAAAUAUUUGAGUGAAUCACAGGUAAAUGUUCAAAACAAAAAAAGAUAAAAGCAAUAAAUAAAACAGAUUGGUAGUUUUAAAAAGAAGCUCAGUAAAUCUAAAUCUAUGGCUCUUUCAGGGAACGAGAAAUUGUUUCAUAAUUUUGAAAGUGAUAUUGUGACAGAAUGAGAAAUAUUGUGAAGCCAACUGUGAUUGGAAACUUGGAGCAAACUUUUGUCUUAACCUGUUUCAGAGGUUUUCUGCUACAUGCAUCUUUUUUUUUUUUUAACUAAAACAUUUAAGCAUAGGUAAAUGAGUCUUCACUUUGUUUUACCCAUCAAAAUUUCUUGACAGCAAGUGUUUGGUGAUUCUACAGUGGACUUAAAAUUCUUAUGUUGACUGUUUCAUGACAGAAUGCUUCAUAAUAAUAAAUUGAUGAAAGAUAAAGUGGGCUAUACAUAACAUUCUUGAAAGAAAAUAAAUUGCUUAAAGAAGGGACAUUUUUAUUUGACAUUCUUGGGUUUUUGAGUUUUUUUCCCCUUUAGUUUUUGCUCUUUAUUUUGUGGGGACCACAAGGUUAAAGCAAGAUGGCUUCUUGUUUUAUCCCAACAUAAAUGUAUCUUUCUGCAACAGUGUUGGGGUGUUGAAAUAUUUUAAAUGUUCCAAGCCAUUUGUUUUUUUAAGCAGAAAUAACCACAUUUUUAAUAUAAUGAAGAUAAGAUAGGGAAAGGUCAUCGUAAGUUUUUUUUUCAAACAGUCUGGUUGAGGUUUAUUUGACAACAGUAUAAGAUAUAGAUGUUAUGUGGGUAAUGCAUUUUGUGGCUAUCAUACAAAACCUUGAGCAUUUAUAUUUUGGGUAAAUUCUUAAGAAGAGAUGAGAAGAGGAGAAAAGAGUAGAAUCACAAAGAUGCCGCAUGACUAAAGGUUAAGCACUUCUAGCACAAGUAAAAGUCUUACACUGUAGGGAGCAGGGUGUGGUUGGUGUAUUUUGUGCUGUGAUUUUAUAAAAUUUGACAUAUUUUGAGUAGUUACUUGUGUGAGAAUGAUGCGAAUUAAAUUUUAAAAUUUCCAGCAUGUCGAAUAUUGUUUAUGUGAGUCUUGUGCAUAUACCCUCCCCUUGAUUUUAGAUUGUUGGCCCAGAAGAGGUGCUUUUAAGGGUAGCUGUCCAAUUUGCAUUUCAGCAUACCCUUAAUAACUAGAAGAAUGUACCGGCAAAAGAACAUGGAUGAUGUCUUGCCACCAGUCAUGAUGAAUUGGAAACAGUGUAGCAUUUUCAUGUAAAGGAAAGAAAGCAGAAAGUAGUUAUGACUAAUCAUUACUUCUGAGAUCUUGUGAUUUCUGGGGUACGCACACUUAGAAGAUAAUUUUGAUUGAGCAGUAAUUAAAUCGACAGUUUUUAAAAGAUCUUUGCAAAUUUCAGUAAAACAAGAUACAGCUAUGUGCUGCAGGAUUUAUGGAUAUGUUUAUUGUGAUUGUCCCAUUUUUUUCUUUCUUUCUAACUUGGGGUCAGAUUUGUAUUGGUAUUUCUGUUGGGUUUUUUUUUUUUAAAACUUUAAGGUGAUUAGCAUCAAGUGUAUCUUGCCUUAAACAAAUUUGUGGUGUGAUCUGUUAUGAAAAUGAUUGGCUUGGUGUUUUUUUCUGGCCAAACAGUUUGUCACCUCUUUCUAAUGAUGGCUCCAAGUUAAUCUGUAGGUAAGAUCUAUUUUCAGCAUUUUGUGCACAAAUACCAGUGCACCGAAGACAUGUGCCAUAAAUUUCCAUAACUGAGGGGAAUUGACCUUUUAUUGAUACUGAGACAUUACAUUUUGACUGGAGAAAAAAGAAGAGAAAAAAGUUGUCAGUGUGCACUUUUUGUGAAAUAAAGUUUCCUGGGUGUAC
Messenger RNA from Pomacea canaliculata, 9052 nucleotides. Its product is annotated as F-box only protein 33-like. Gene Ontology annotation, biological process: SCF-dependent proteasomal ubiquitin-dependent protein catabolic process; positive regulation of protein ubiquitination. The transcript is spliced from 4 exons. The coding region runs from base 13 to 1419 and encodes 468 amino acids. The record is from RefSeq and is a predicted model, not a curated record. Gene Ontology annotation, molecular function: protein binding. Gene Ontology annotation, cellular component: SCF ubiquitin ligase complex. NCBI's taxonomy places the organism in Eukaryota, Metazoa, Mollusca, Gastropoda, Architaenioglossa, Ampullariidae.